GAACUGCGGGGACACGAAUCAGCUGACGCGCCGUAGGGAACGCGUGAUGGAAGAAAACGAAAAUUAUUUUCGCGUCUCGGGGAAAAAAAAAAGCGCCGACAGCCGUUGCGAUCGGCAUGGCGGCCCGCGAGCGUGUUGUCGCAACUCGCGCGAGCGGCGAAAAAUCGGCCGGCCCACGCCUCCGCGUGAGGUUUCUUGUGCACAAACAAAAAAACGCGCCGCGGUCUCGGAGGGUAGUAGCAGCGCUAGCCAGCCCCCGCCGCCACCACGAGGGUGUGGGUCGACGGCGACGACGACGCGACUAGCUGCUGCCGUGCGCGCGCGCGCGCUAGGCUUUUUGGCUCUCGAAGGGUCAGCCAAGUUUAUUUAAAUGACCGCAUAGCAGCGGCGGAAGGCGAGGCCAGUGGCGGCGGUUCGGCGACGAGAGUCGCGGAAAAGCAAGCGAGCACACUCGCGCCUUGCCAUCACCCGGCGAGUUUUAUCUGUCCAGUGCGGAGUCCUAGAGAAGCGAAGGCGGCCACACCGCAAGCGGUGCUACCCCGAGCAUGACCAAGUUUGGAGGAUCCUCCCGGCGGUCGUAAUUUGUGGUCCAUGGAGUCCCCGCUGGGCUUCACCCGGGUCCGUCAUGCCAAGUGUGCCAGCGGCCCCGUCGGUCUGACCCUUCAGCCCGAGGAUCCGGGUCCGUCGGCUCCACGUGGCGCGGGCCAGUCGAGGUCCCCUGCGGGCGACCAGGGCGGCGGGCGUGCAGCCAUGGGACCCUCGGCACCCGAAGCUCGCCAGUCGGCGACCAGCCUGGCCAGCAGCGCGAGCAGCGCCAGCAGCAACGACAGCAGCGGGGCCCGAGACGAGGGCCGCCACGGGGGCGGGUCUUCGGCCUCGACGGGGGCCAUGGUGCAGCGAGAGGACAUCCUGGUGCUCACGCACGACGUGCGCGCCUUCAAGGAGGCCCUGGGGAGGCUCAGGAAGGCCUUCGCGCCAGAGGCACACGAGAAGCAGCGCCGCGAGACGCGCCUGGUGGCGGCCCACGAGCGGCUGGGCCAGGUGCUGCGCAUCCUGCGCUCCAUCCUGGAGAAGUACCCGCCCAUCCAGUCGGCCGAGCUGCUGGUCGCCGCCUCGGCGCUCAUCCAGCGGGUCAAGGGACACGACUACGGGCCCGGGGGAUCGUCCUCGUCGCAGGCCUGCUUCGAGGCCGUCGACCACCUCGCCCUGGCAUUCAGCAGCAGGGUGUCCGAGUACCUGAUGGGAGACCUGGACACGGGCUCCACAAGCGCCAUUGGGAAGGCGCGGAGCUGCGAAAACCUCCUGUCACCGGACAAGCAGGCGCCGACGUCACGGUCCUACGCAUCCCCAAUGACGCUAACGGGCCCGGAGGCGGAUGCCAAGCUGAUGCGGAUUGACGAUGGCGUCGAGUUCGCGCUGCGACGCGCCAAAGUCUGGUCCAAGUACGCCAAGGAUGUCAUCAGCUACGUCGAAAAACGCGCUAACCUCGAGGCCGAGCACGCCCGGAACCUGCUCAAGCUGGCGCAGACCAUGCGGCCUGUUCUUAAGGAAGAGAGCUUCCUGCCGUUCCAGUCCAUCUACUGCACGGCCAUUGACCAGGACCUGGACAAUGCCAACAACUGCCUCUCCAACUGCACCCUGCUGCACGACCACAAGUUCGUAGAGCCUUUGUCGGCCAGGAGGAACGAGCAUGAAAAGGCGCGUAAGCAGCUCAAGGAAGCCUGGCAGCGAGAACUCAAGCGAAUGCAAGAGCUGGAGGCGAACGUGCGCAAGGCCCGUGCGCUGUACGUGCAGCGCCACCAGGAGCACGACAAGGCCGCCCAGCGGGCCGACGGUGACGAGCGCCGGCGCCGCGUCGAAGAGGAGGCUCUGCAGAAGGCACGCGAGGCCGAGACCACCUACAAGGCAUGCGUCGUCGAGGCCAACGAGCGCAUCGUCGCGCUAGAGAGGACCAAGGCGGAGGUUCUGCAGCAGGUUCGCGAGCUCAUGUGCCAGUGCGACCAGACCAUGAAGGCCGUGACCGUGGCAUACUUCCAGCUGCAGCACACCGUCACCGCGCCUGCACCCAUUCAGUUUCAGACACUGUGCGAGAGCAGCCGCCUGUAUGAGCCGGGUUCACAGUACCUGGAGUUCGUAAGACGGAUCCCAUCAGGACGGCACCCCGCCGAACUCAAGCUGCUCGCCUUCGAGCCAUGUGCCGGAGACACGAGGACUGAGUCACGCAGAGUACACGAAGCCGAACUGGAGCCGCUGGACCAGGCAGCGCUCGAAGCCAGGCUGUCUUCCGAAGCUGCCGCAUCGCGCCCGGCGGGCUGGGCCGGCGGCACCAGCGACUCGGACGGCAGCAACCGUUCGGGGGACACGAGUCCCGCUGCCAGCCCGCAGGCGAUGGCGCGGACCAUGCUGCUGACCGUCUCGUCUGGCGACGAGCUGGACACCGACCACGACAACGAGCGUGGUGCGGGCCGACCCAUGUGCCUGUCCCUGGCUGCCGAGACGCACUCCUUCCGCAAGCUGCGCACGCCAUCCCGCUGCCGAGAAUGCGACUCCUACGUCUAUUUCCAAGGGGUCGAGUGCUCGGAGUGCGGCCUGUCCUCGCACAAGAAGUGCCUGGAGACGCUGGCCAUCCGGUGCGGCCACAAGCGGCUGCCGCGCAAGAUGACCACCUUCGGCGUGGAGCUGGGCGGCCAGCCCGCCGACGAGGUGCCCUACAUCGUGCGCCGCUGCAUCGCCGAGAUGGACGCCCGGGGCUACGGUGUGCGCGGCCUCUACCGCGUCUCGGGCGUCAAGUCCAAGGUGGAGCGCCUGUGCCAGUGCUUCGAGAACGGCGCCACCCUGGUCGACCUCAGCGACUCGCCGCCGCACGUGGUGGCCAACGUGCUCAAGCUGUACCUGCGACAGCUGCCCGAGCCGCUGCUCACGUACCGCCUCUACCCGCACUUCAUCGCGCUGGCCAAGGAGCACCCCGGUGGCACGGGCGUCACCCACCACCACUCGGAAGAGGACGAGGAUGAGCUGGGAGAGGAUGAAAACAGGGACGGCGAUCACCAUCAUGACGAGGAAGAGGAAGAAGCCGUGGUGGCGGCGCUGCGGUCGCUGGUGGCGCAACUGCCGCCGCUGCACGCGCGCACCCUGGCGGCACUGCUGCGCCACCUGGCGCGGGUCGCGGCACACUCGCACCUGAACCAGAUGCCCGCCGGAAACCUUGCCAUUGUGUUCGGUCCCACUCUGUUACGCACCAGGCAAGGCAGCGCGUCGCUGAGCUCUCUGGUGGACACUGUGCACCAGACGCGUGUCAUCGAGCUGCUCAUCAUGUAUGUGGACCGUAUCUUCCCAGACGAGGUGCCGCACCACGAACAGGUCCCGGAGGAACACUACACCCUGCUCGAGGCCGUCACGCUCAGGCGGUGCGCAUCGGAGGGAGACGUCGAGUCUCCACUGCACGACGAAGCCACAACGCAGAGUCAGGACAGCGACGACGCUGCCGAACCGGUCGUGCUCGCCAGCCAGCUGACAGGUGGCACAGUCCACCAGUGGUGCAGCGGUGGCGGCUCCGAGGACGCUGAAUCUGAGGCCAGUGACGAGGGCAGUGGCCUGUGCCAGCAACCGCUGGCCAACAGCGGCAGCAGCAGUAGCGGUGGCGCAGAAAGGCUCGGCGCACCUUCCAGUGCCUCCGAGGACGCUGCCGAGCCAGCGCCCGUGCCGCCCCCUCGCAGGGCCGCAGCCCGCAGGGUCGAGGCGCGAAGCUGCACGCGCGACACCUGGAGUACAAGCACCAUGAGCACUUCCUCCUCUUCGCAACAGAGUGCCCAGUCAAAGGCUUGCAACAUGGCCGAACUCAGGCGGCAGUUCUUUGAGGCGCCGUGGGGGGCCGCCAGCCUCGAGGAGCUCGCGGCAGCGGGGGCGCGACCCUCGCUGCUCGCGCGCCACCUGUUGGCGACGCCCGCUCGCACUUCAAGCGAACCACAGCUACCAGCGAAUGACGAGAGUGGCGGUGCUGGCCUUUCCUCGAGCGGUGCAUCUCGGCAGACCACGACUGCGCACGUUGCCGAAGCGCGCCGCAGAGUGCACAGUCCACUGCGCGAGAGCGUCUCCCUCAAGAAACACUGGUUCAGCACCGACGAAGCCAGCAGCAGCAGCAGCAGCAGUUGUGGCGGUGGAGGAGGAGGCGACGCGGGCACCACCGCUGCAGCCACGCAGCCAAUCGCCAGUCCGCAGCCGGGCCAACCGAGGCAUGAGUGAGGUGGCGCCACCUGCCGCUUCGUGCUGCACGAACAUUCACAGUGUCAUUACAAGGAACUGACGCCGUUCAGGCAACGGCCAGAUGUUCGCCGCUCACCAACCAAAGGACGCUCGUCGAAAGAUCGCUCCGGGUCCUACGACGCAGCGAAGGGACACCAAACGCUGAUGGCACGUACCCAGGUCGUGGGUUCGAUUUGCAAUGUCUGCACAGCGAGGAGCUUAGAAAGCGUGGUAAACAGUCGUGCGCAGAAAUUUCAGCAUGGACCAAAGUAGCCUAAACGAUUGCUGCAUAUCUCGCUGUCGCUCCUUAUCUUUCCGGAGCCGUAACGAUGCAUAUCAUUGUUGGAGGGAAUUGUGGAUGUUGCUGUUGCGUUGCCAUGGGAGCGACCUGCCAGCGACACUGGGACCUCCGACGAGAUGCAACCCUCCCCGGUUGUGAGCGCUUUCCGUGCGGAUAAUCGUCAAGAUUCAGUUUCUUUGGUGGAAUGAGUUCUCGAAUUGCACUACUUACGUGUGUUUGUUCGGUGUGUAUGCGUGCUUGUAUAUGUGGAUGCACACAUGUCUGUGUAAAAGGGAGAAAGGCAGGAUUUCGCGUGUACAAAAGCAAUAUUUUGGUCAAAAAUUUUGGGCAAAGCGCGCUUUUCGUAAGCAGCUUGACCCCGCCGUCCACCGGAAUGUUCGAGAGAGCAGGUGACCAGGACAGCGCUGGUAUGGUCGUCGAAGUAUGUGCUUUUACUUGCGCUAAGACUGCCUGUUAAUGGUUACGGCCUGUCACAAAAAAAAAAAGGAUAACCUAAAUGCCAAAGUGCUUAUGAGUGGGCCGAGUUCGUGUAGUUAGUGAAAAGCAGAGCUACUCCGAGGCAGGGCCGAGAUGCAGGAACUAGAAAAUUCUGACGCUUGCUUGUGUAGCGUGCACACUCAGGUUUAACUAUACAGAGGGUACGGUGAAAAUUAGAUGCGAUUUGUUCAGUGCGCAACCAUGGCCUUGCAAGUGCAACGUUUUCUUGUCUCGGCUGAACAUCUUUUAACUGCAGUGGACUGUAAGUGGAGACCUCGCAGACAUUAACAUUCUUUUCCGUGUUUUCUGCUUGUUCAGAAUAUGCCUUGUCCUUUACAUGGGAGCAAGAAAAGAGUUCAGGCAAUUUAGAUGAGAACGCUGAAAAUGCACACUGUAUAUAUUUCUAGCGCACUUUUUAUGGCACCAAUACCCUCACCUGUUGCUGAAGUGGGUGAUCGGGCUUGAGUAGUCCAAAUUUCAAGGCUUACAAAUUUAGACUGGGAUGUACAGAUUGCAUCGUGUCCAUGUGUCUCGCUGAACAGUUUGGAGAAGUCGUCUCUCAACAACUUGACUGCCCCCGCUGCAAGGCCACCGCGAUAAAUGUGUUUAUCGUCCAGUCCUUUGCAGCUACUUCAACUUAAUUCAAGCCCCUUCUAAACAUAUCACGUGUGACACAAUAACAGCAACAUGCACAACGCAGAUGAUUACGUUUGUUCAUUGCACGAGUGAUCUCGGAAUGUUUUAUGCAACGAUACGUCUAUACCGGAUUACUAAAGUAGCUAAUCGAUUUAUAUUUGACACACUAGCGGCAAACCUUCAUACGCAGUUGGUUUCCGAACUUUAACGGCUUCUCGUUCAGUGUCAAAAUUGGGUUCCGUGUAAAGUUGCGGAACGUUGUUCUAAAAACAUUUGAAUUCCGCCAUAUUGUUGGGUCCCACUAGCAUGUCUACUCUGCUUGGCUUAGCAGUUACACCAUUGUCAUCUAUGAGUGGAUCAAUGGAGAAAAUCAUGGCGGAUUCCCACACCAUACCAUAGCUCCUUGUCUUUCUGCGGAAACAUUUCAGUCAACUAAAAGUAAAAAAAAAACCUGACUUUUUGUUGCUGACGGCACGCUGUCAUCAAAUCUGUCUGAUUUCUCGCUUCAUAAGGAGACUAGACAUAUCAAAAGUUAUUAAGUCGUGGCGUACUUGGAAAACCACAAAACGCGAACUGCAUUAUAGCAGAACGCUGUUAUGUUCCUCACGUGACUUCGCAAAAGUGAUAUUGAGAGUCAGUGCAUGACGUAAUCACUUUUAUUUGUUUUCUUUUUUCUGGCAUGCAGAAUGGACACAACUUGAGUUGGCAUAAAGCUGAUCACAUGACUUGCGCACGUAAAACGAGUCGCACUGCUUCGUUUCACUUCUGCCGAGUUGCAGUCGGAGAAGGUGAUCGGGUGCCUGGUUUGUGGCAUUGUUAGUCCAUGCUGUUGGAAACGCAUUUUUGUCGAAACCAUCCAAUCCAUUGGAUUAUGCGUAUAAAUGACUGCUGCUCCAUCUGUUGGAAUACGCUGGAAACAUGUUCGAUGCAGUCGUUGGUACAAUUAGUCUUCGUAGCGAUGGAUCGAAUGGCUUUGAUGCACAUGCUUCCGCGCUUAAUGCAGAUGCUCAUUGUUCGACAGGGAUCCUCGAUUGUGGCUGUUACGCAAUGUUGCACUCACUUGUCUCGCGUGGCCUGGUUUCCGGAGCGAUAGGGUGCCUCGGUGAGCGUCGUAGUGGAAGGAUGGCGGCAGCCUUUCACCAGGGCUUCGCUGACUUUUCACCGUGUUGGCUCAAAAUACUCAAAACACUUUGCAUCUUGCUCAAACUGACUGACAGGACGUCGCCAACCAGAAAACGAAGUGUAAAGGCCUUACUGUUAUAAUUCGUGGGUGCGCGCCUUUGCGAUAAUUUGACUUUCGGUGAAAACAGUACUACAGGUGACGCACCAUGUUGAUCCAGUACACCAACCUUCACUUAGACGUGGUACCGGGUAACACCGCUUGUAACGCGUAUGCACUCUUAGCCAAGGUGUCAAUUAGUGAACUGACGUGAUCAUGCUGGUUAUGUCGGCCAUGAACCAUAAGAUAAUCAUGCAGCAUGGCCAUGCUGUUUUCACGCCAGGCCUGGUAGUGCAAAAGUCGACUCGUUUGUUGCUCCAGGAGCCCGAACAUUGUGCACCGUGGUGGUUCUGGUGUUGCACCGAGGCGCCCUAGCAGCGAGCUGUGGUAUCCACAUUCUCUUAACGAAGAAUCUUGCGCACAGCUUCUAUGAGGAGCUGCACGCAUGACCUCAGACAUCAGCGAGCACUAUGCGAUCUAGAACGCCAUGCUGAAUGCUCACUUCUCAUUCGUUUUUUUUUUUGUAAGCGGAAGACGCUGCCAUCUGUGCACUUUCAAAUGUAUAUCGGUAGUUGCUCUGGGUUUCGCAAGUGGAGUUGUAAAACGAUGAGGAAGCGCUGUUGUGUUACCGGUUUGAUUCCCACGCAAUGUGCCCCUUUCGCCAGUGCGAACACUUGAGUGUAUGCAUUGUUAUAUUCGUGUGCUGCUCUAGUCCGUGUCCCUCUGGUUGUAAUUGAAUCAUGCCACGGUAUGCAUCGCUGUUCCGCUAUAGCUUCGUUUUUGUUGCCUAUUUUGUUAACGAACCCUGGCUGACCUAGUCAGGGUGCACCGCCCUAACAGCUUCUCGUAUGCGCUGGCCUUUGUGAACUCGUGACAGCUUGACUGUUUUCACUGCCCACCCUUUCAGUCCCACAUCGUCUGAGCGCAUGUUUAGUGGAGGCGUUGCUUGUCUCUUGUCAGCCUGUAAUUGCUCAAACGCUGUUGCCCCUGAGCAUUCAACUUUGUAGCGUCCUUUAUUUCUUUCACGCCGACUGCAAAAUGAAGCCAUUGUGCCCCGCGCAAACUUCUUUCUAGUUUUGGGUUUGUAAGCGUCGUUUCACAGGUAACUCAAAUCGAGAUAACCAUGAGCAGACAUUAUGUACAUACGUUAUCUGUGCAGUGCCACCCCGCAAACUGAAAACAGGCUGUACUAACUAGCCUUUGUUGAAGGCUUUUAGAUGUUGUUCUUAACAUUAUCUUUGUUCCCCUUAGGGUUCUUAGGGUUGACCGGGAUCAAGUCUCUUGUCACAAAGUCCGCGUAAGAUAGACUAUCACCCCGGUGCCCUCUGAAGUCUUUCUCGAUCUUAAGCCUCAAAUUCUGCAGUGAAAUAUUGCUGUUCCCUCGGGCCAAUCACUGAGGGUGGAACGCUAGUACAUUUCCAGAAACAUCAGCAAGGUUUCAACAAUGCUUCACCUACUGGGAACUUCAAUACUGGCGCAAUGGGACACUUGGCACAAGAGCAUGUUUACGUCUGGUUUACUGGCGACACAGUUCACAAGCGAUGUUGAUGUUCAUGGUUAAAGUGAAACGUGCCUAGUGAAACCAGUUUGUCCACCCUCCCGCUGUCUUACGACAGCAUGUUCCAGCGGUCGGGAAUGGUAGUUGCGCGGCUUACAUGAUGCUUAAAAAGGAAAAGAGGCGAUGUGCCUUGUUGCAGCUACAGUUUAUUCGGCAGCGAUUAUUCUAAUUCUUCGCAUUCGUUGCAUAAUUCAGCAUUGUGACUGCCACUUUGCUUAACUAAUGCCACCUUAUCUCACGGCCAUUAACUGCGAGGAAUAUCGUCAUGACCCAUUGUGCUUCUGACAAGGCUGUCGCUCUUAGAAGCUAAAAUUCCUGGAUCAUUAAGCACCACUUCUUAGACAGCUGCAAAACAGUGCCAAGAAAGUAGUAGGCUUAGUGUCCGACACGAGCCUCAUGUGAAGCCAGUGUGUCACACCUAUCGACUUGGAAACGUGGACCACUAUUUUUACAGAAGCAGGAACGGCUUCGUAUGUUUUUAAAUAGCCUAUGGAAAUAUUUGUGUAUUAUGGACCAUAACAACUGUGGCCGCUUAGCGCAAAUCAACAUACAAAUAAGGGGAGGAAGCGACAAGGCGAGCGCUAGGACUGCAAGAAUAGCGCUUACCUUGUCCCUCCCCCCCCCCUUAUUUUUAUGUCGAUUUGUGCUAAGUGGCCAUAGUUCUUUUGGUCUGUAAUACAGUAUGAACCGACAAGCCCAGCAACAAGUAUUGGUGGGAAAUAUUUGUACAGACAAAAAAAGGAAAAUGUUGUGGGUGUGCCUAAAAUCUAUAUAGGCCUUGUUAGAGCAUAAGACACCAGAAGACAUAAGCUACGUUUUAGAAUACCAGAGCACCUUCACUUGGGCUGAGCUCCAUGAGGCUGAAACAACAUUCAACAUGCAGCCGCAUUAUGUGCCUGUAACGUGGCAGCCAUACGCAGCUUACAGUACGACGAGUUUCUGGCGUGGCUUUGACAGAGUUGAAUCUUCAUAUCGCACAUAUAUUUCAGCAUUCAAACACAAAGUACAAAUGGCGAAGCGCAAAGAAAAGGCCAUAGAGGCUUGACAGAGUACAUACCUUUCAAGCCAUUAUGGCCUUAAGGCUUUGCAAGGCACAGACAGGGUACAGAUGUCGGCGUGGUAUUCAUUUUAUUCUGCGCAAUGUCAGCGUUAUGUUCGCCAGAACGUUCUGCUUGACGUUGCUGAUAAAAGUGGAUAAUGGGCUUAUCGGGCUGCGUAAAGUGAACGCACCGAUGCCGUGUAACGCCACUGCGAAAAUACGCCAGAGAUAGGGUGUGUGUGGUUGCCCUCUUAAGGCUCUACAGAUUCGUCCGCAACAGCUGUUUACAGUGGGUGGAAAUCGCUUUUGCCUAAUUAAGCCAUGACGUGGACGGUCUUUUGCCCAAUUAGCGCCGUUGUGACAGUGUCACAUUCUUAGCUUUUCCGCGCAACCUACGAGCCUAUGGCUCGAGCAACACUUCCUGCUGCCUCUGUUGUGCUGGGUUAUCAUAUUAUAAAAGUGGUAGCGCUGGCUGAGUUUCCUUUUACGUUUACCUAGUUAGUUGCCCUUUACCGGCCCUCGUCACAAACAGGUGUUCUGGGAUAACUUAAAUGGCGCUGCAACCUGGCCUUCGACACUUGCGCGGUUUUUUUGCAGCGUCUUAUUGGCACCCCACGCCAUUGCAACAUCUGCUUCUGGUUUUUGCACUCUGUCGAAAAGCGAGGAUGUCACGGAGUUCCCACGUACCACAGAGGGAGAUCACUUGCCUUCCCUUUCGGUCGCAGGAGAGUGAGGAAUGCAUGCCUGUCUCCGGAAGUGUUGUGGCUUUAUAGGAAAGUUGAUGCAACGUCUUUUAUGUGUGCCAUAAACGAAUGGACUUGGAAUGUCAGGACACUGUGUAUGUUGCAUGCGCCAUGUGUUGCGAUGCGCUUGUACAUCUAGCUGUUGUGUUUCCUUUGUGUUGUGAAUUGUGUUAGCCUCUAAGCGCAAGUGACCAGAAUGGAGCACAGCCAACUAGCCAUUUUCUUUCCGUGUGUUUAGUGCUUACUUUAACCUUGCAUUUUAGUCUGAUAAGAUGACACACUUCGCUCAUGAAGAGAGCUACUUUUGCAGCGGUUGUUCCUGUGCGUCCUUGUAUUUGUUUUGGAUGGGCGAAAGAAAAAAGAAUACUCAGACCUGCGCAAGACAAUUUGUGGACGACUAAUGCCAGCACUUACGUUAUGCCAAAGAUGUGACAUUGUUUACGCCGUUGUUAAAUGAAAGUUACGCUCUGGUUAUAUUACCUUAUUGUUGUGACCUGCUUUCGUUAAUAUGCGUGCAUGCUUUGAGCCGAACGUGUUUUACACUUGUUGAGUUUGAUGUACAAAAUAUUUCCCUCCGUUCUUUAGCGGUGGGUUUGGAAGAAAGAGUCCCUUCGGCUCUUGGCACGUGUUCUUAUUGUUCCGCGACUCCCUUGUCACCGUGGGACCCACAUGUUCCACAUCGCGUUGUACAGUGCAAUGCCUCUCGUAUACGCUGUGACUCAAGUUUUUUUCGCACACACGUCCUACACCUGGGGAACGCUGUUCUUGCAGGUAGAAUGAACCCACCUGCGUGACUACCAAUUGUGACGUGUACCGAGGCUUCUUUUGCCUUUGUGUCUGCGUCGCAAGAUUUGACCCCUACAGGCACGGUAUGCAGACCAUAUGGCAUCUUCCUUGUAUACGGGAACUAAUCGGAGCAAAUGAAUAAAUUAAGAAGUGCAGGCAGGUGAACUUUUAGAAGAAAGAAAGAUAAUGGGAAAGUAGCGUUAUAAUUUGCAAUAACACAUGUAAAGAGACGGCCGCCCUCACUGUCUAAAGCUACAGUUUCACCGUGCGUGCCGUCGCGGUUUUGAAAGUUAUCUGGCCUAUAGAGGUGUGCAGUGUUCCACAUAAGUUUAUGGGAAAGAGUUUCGACGGUCAAUGUGAGUGAAUGUCUACCCUGUUAAAGGACAGUGCUUCUAAUUUAAUGCAUCGACGUAAAGGCCACAUAAGCUACUGAAACUUUUAACUUGAGGUGCUAUGUGCAGUCAUGCUUCAUGGAAAGUAAGCAUUUUCGCAAAUCCCAUGUCUCGUUAACUUUUGCGGCCGUCUGCGUAUACGAAUCUUGCUACGCAUGUUGAGUGCGGUGGUCUCGUCGUCACUGUUGUGGUCACGUGGGCGAGUCGGUUUAUACCUGCGAAAAAACAGCUUCCCCGUGCCUCACACGGUCGUGACGUUGAGCCUUGACUUGUCGCCACCGCGGGCGAACCCUGCAGUUGUUUGCUCGUGUUCUUGUCCGCGCUGGUGGCCAAUAGUUUUUUUUUGUUUUGUUUUUCGCAGCUGUUCACAUGCACGCUAGUCACUCACGCGUUUUAAUCACCAGACAGCAAAGCUCACCAAGCCACAACUGUACUUAGCAUGUAUACAUAUUAAGCCCCCGCACCAAGGACUGCAGCUGCGUUUCGCCCUCGAAGCUUUGGCUUUCUGACCAUGGCGCCGUGAAGAUUGUUUGUAAGGCCUGUUGUCGAGCCUGUAUAUAAAAAGAAGAAAAAAAAAUUAUCCACACUAUUUCUUCUCUC
Molecule: messenger RNA, 11993 nt
Organism: Dermacentor silvarum
Lineage: Eukaryota; Metazoa; Arthropoda; Arachnida; Ixodida; Ixodidae
Product: rho GTPase-activating protein 45-like
Exons: 25
Coding region: 592-4242 (1216 amino acids)
Biological process (GO): signal transduction; activation of GTPase activity
Molecular function (GO): GTPase activator activity
Source: RefSeq, a predicted model, not a curated record